Molecule: messenger RNA, 4145 nt
Organism: Pecten maximus
Lineage: Eukaryota; Metazoa; Mollusca; Bivalvia; Pectinida; Pectinidae
Product: peroxisomal targeting signal 1 receptor-like
Exons: 17
Coding region: 139-1986 (615 amino acids)
Biological process (GO): protein import into peroxisome matrix, docking
Cellular component (GO): peroxisomal membrane; cytosol
Molecular function (GO): protein binding
Source: RefSeq, a predicted model, not a curated record
GGUCAUUCGUGAACGAUGGACUCUCAACAUGGUGGCCAUGGAUGAUCAUGAAGGUGUUUUGUUCUUAACGAAGUAAUAAUAGGCCUAACCAUUCGUUGUUUUUAGUUUAGAAUUCCAUGAUUACUUUAUAAACAAAAGAUGGCAAUGAGAAACCUUGUAGAGGGGGAGUGUGGGGGAACCAACUCCCUGAUGAAGCUGACAAGUCAUUUCACUCAGGACAAGGCCCUGAGACAGGAAGGCCUUGGUAGACCCCCAUCACACUUAGGAGUGGUAAACCGUCCUAUCACUGAAAUCUCUGAGCAUGAGUUAGUGGAUGAGUUUCUGUCAGGGCCGCGGACAUCCAUGGCCCCACAAACAUUCCACAUGGGUGGUCUGCUACAGGAGAUGCGGGAGAUAGAGGAAGCGGAACUAAAAUACGCCCCACAAAGAGCCCUAGGGAUAGCGGAGCUGGCCUCACAGGACAACUGGGCAUCUGAAUUCCUGAGUGACGGGAAGGAGGCCGGCCAUCAUGAAUGGGCUGAUGAUUUUAUGUCCCAGAAACCAGCUAUUCUACCUCCCACAGAUGUCAAAUGGGCUGAGGACUAUCUCGAUCAGUCUGAACACAGGCCCUGGACAGAAGAAUUUGAGAAAGAACAGAUACUCGAUGAUUCCAAGUGGGUGGAUGACUUCAGCACUGAACAGGCCAAUGAUGCUGAGCUCUCUCAGACAGCAAAGGAACUAGUAGGGGGCAUUGAUGACCCCAAACUCGCUAACUCUGAGUUUAUGAAGUUUGUGAAGAGGAUAGGCGAUGGUGAGAUAACAAUAAAAGAUAAUGAAGUUGUAGAGAAAACUUCCGUGGAUCGGGCCGACGAUUGGGCUCAGGAAUUUGUAACACAUCAGACUGCUGGGAAGUCUGUUGUUGACCAAUGGGAGGAGGAGUUUGCUGAAAUGACAGGAAGUAGAAACACUGAAGAUGAGGACUUCUGGGAAAAAUUACAACAACAUUGGGAGGAUGUGGAUAAAACCAGAGAGGAUGGCCAUCCAUGGCUGACAGAGUUUGAACAGUCAGAGCCCUAUAAGGCCUAUGAAUUCGAACAAGAAAACCCCCUCCUUGAUCAUCCAGACCCCUUCCAGGCAGGCAAGGAGAAGCUAAGUGAGGGAGAUAUUCCAAACGCUGUCCUGUUAUUUGAGGCGGCAGUACAGAAAAAUGAUCAGCACAUGGAGGCGUGGCAGUUUCUGGGUACAUCACAAGCCGAGAAUGAACAGGAACCUGCAGCCAUCGCCGCACUGAAAAGAUGUCUGGACCUGAGCCCUGGCAACUUAACUGCCCUGAUGGCCUUAGGUGUGAGCUACACGAACGAGUCCCUGGCCUCUCAUGCCUGCCACGCCCUCAAGUCCUGGCUGAAACACAACCCUAAGUACACCGCCCUGGUUCCAGGGGAGCUGGAAAACGAACCCAAAGUCUCUUCCUAUGUUUCUAGUUCAGAACACGGUGAAGUAAAGGACUUAUAUAUACAGGCAGCGAGAAUGUUCCCCCAGGAUAUAGAUGCUGACGUUCAGAGCGGUCUAGGUGUGCUGUUUAACCUGAGUGGGGAGUACGACAAGGCUGUCGACUGUUUCUCUGCAGCCCUACAGGUCAGGCCUAAGGAUGCGUUGCUAUGGAAUAAGUUAGGAGCGACCCUCGCUAAUGGAAACCGGAGUGAGGAGGCAGUCGAAGCCUAUCACCAUGCUCUACAGAUAGCGCCGGGCUACAUACGAUCCCGGUACAAUCUGGGUAUCGCCUGUAUCAACCUUGGGGCUCACAAAGAGGCAGUUGAACAUUUCUUAACAGCGUUGAAUAUGCAGAGUCAAAGCCACGGACUGAAAGAUCCACAAUUUGUGAUGUCAAAAAACAUUUGGAGUACCUUACGUAUGGCCGUUUCCCUGAUGGGACGGCCCGACCUUUACGAAAUCUGUGAUAAAAAUGACUUGGAACGAUUAAAACAAGAAUUCGGCAUGGGAUCUUGAUAUCAAAAUUGCUCAGUGUCAGAUGGUGCAUGUUCUGCUGUAAGAGAACAUCAGCUCAACGAUCAAGACAGUCUGGAAUGUUUGCCAGGAGUGCUUCGUCUGAUGCUGAGCAACUGAAGUAAAACCAAGGAUGGUGUUGCAUAUAUUUUAACACUGACGGAGUUAAACAUUUCUGUUGUUGAUCUAUGAAAUUCUACAGUUAUUUGAACGACAAAAGAUUGUAUUAAGGAUAUUGAUUAUGGAUGUCAGAAGAACUUCAUUUCAUCAUCAUCAUCAUCAUCAUAAUCAUCAUCAUCAUAAUAAUCAUCAUCAUCGUCAUCGUCAUUGCCAUCGCCAUCGUCAUCAUCAUCAUCAUCAUCUUUGUGUUGUGAAGUCUUGCCUGUUAAUUAUUAUGUUUCUUCUACCACAAACACUUCUCUGUGCCUUGUCUCAGAGUGGGGACAACUCAAUGAUUAACUAUAGUGUUUUUGUAGCAGUAGAACUGCAAGUAAAUCGUAAAGUAAAGAAGUAAAUUUCUCAGUAUGAAUGCUGAAUGUCUGUAGUAACAAUAUAUUGUGUGAACAUUGAAGAACAUUGAAGAAAGCAUCCAAGAUUAUUUUUUGUUAAGAGUUAUCCAGAUAUUGUGUGAUUACUCGUGAUGGCUAUAUAUAGAUUAUAAACAGAACGUACCUACAAACAGUUAUUCCAUAAAAUGUAUCCACAUGUUACUAAGUAUUUAUCAUUAGUGUUCAUCGUCGAAGCUACCAUUUAUCACGGCCUAAUCAAUUAACAGGUAAAAUAUAGGUAAUAACCUUACUUAUGUUUAUACUUCUACAGCAAUACGUUUAUUUUGUUUACAUCUUAUUAAGUACAGUCAGGGUUAUUUAAGGAUGUGCCUGGUUGUGGAGGUGGAGGAAAGCCUGAGUACCCAGAGAAAACCCACCAGCCUACAGUCAGUGUCAGGCAACUGACUUCAAUACAACAUUUCUUAAUAACAUUAUGUAUUUUACUGAUAUUUAUUUUUGUCAGAUAAGUACUUGAAGUCCCGAUAUCUGUUGUACUGUACAUACACAAAUUUUACAAAGCGUUAACAGUUUUUGUACAAAGCCCGUGUCCAAACUGGUCCAUUAUGCCAUAUAUCAAGGAAUCCUCUAUCAUAUGUUACGUCAGCCCUAUUUAAUCUGGAAUUAUUUCACUGGUAUCACCAUAAAAUCACCAUUUCUUCCAUAUUUCUCAGUUUAAUGUCUUUGUUCACAAUUUUGUUUCCUCUUCAUAAAGUAUGAAGAUCUUAUAAAUCAUGUCAGAUUAUUUGUUCACAAUUUUGUUUCCUCUUCAAAAAGUAUGACGAUUUUAUAAAUCAUGUCAAAUUAUUUAAGUUUAUUUAUCCUGAUAAAUUAAGACAAAUCAUUGUAAUUUAUUUAUCCUAAUAAAUCAUGUCAAAUAAUUGUAAUGUAUUUAUCCUGGUAAGACAUGAGAACAUUUUAUUUUCUCUUCAUAAUUCUGAGAGUUCAUCUGAAGCUGAAAGUGUUUUAACUUGAUAAAUAAAUUAUUUCAUUAAAUAAACAUGGACAUGUAUAAAAUAAUAAACCUUGUUAUAUUGUCCAUUGCUGCAUUUUCACCCUUUUUACUGCCAAUUCAGUCUGUAUGUCUAAUUCCCUGUUCCUCAUUUACUGCAAUUAUCUCUUAUAAUGCCAGAUUUUCACUCUUAGACAAAAGCUGACAGUAUAACGAGUUGUAAUGAGUAAAAUUAAUUAAUUAAUUAUCGAUUAAGUUUGUUUUGUUGUUGUUUACCCUGAUAUUUUUACGAGAAAUAUUUUGAGUAUUUAGGACAUGUAGUAUCUUGUAACUACAUGUAUACAGUAACGAUCGUUAAUCAGAUGUUUUAAUGAUUAACCUCAGGGAUUAAUUAAAGCUAAUUAAAGAGGAAUAUUUGAUGAAGUACAUAGUUAUUGAAUUUAAUCCAUAUAAUGGAGAAAUAUACUGGGUUAGUGGUGUUAUUCGGUACAAAUAGUGUUGUUCUUCAACUGUGUAUAUUUGUAAUUGAAUGAGAGAAUAAAUUAGAAAUAUCAUUAAUAUAAUGGUUAUAAUUUACUACUGAGUCCUAUUGAAAUGCUUUGUAGAGGAUUAAACGCACCUCACUGUUAUGCAUCAAGGAUCCAAAUACAGAUUUUUUACAGACA